Rosa chinensis is the source of this 1127-nucleotide messenger RNA. RefSeq names its product protein LIM1. The coding region runs from base 530 to 847 and encodes 105 amino acids. Gene Ontology annotation, biological process: systemic acquired resistance. The record is from RefSeq and is a predicted model, not a curated record. Gene Ontology annotation, molecular function: fatty acid binding. The transcript is spliced from 2 exons. Lineage: Eukaryota; Viridiplantae; Streptophyta; Magnoliopsida; Rosales; Rosaceae.
UGCUUUUUGUCCAUGUGGAGUAUUAAGCUCUAAUUUUGUAGAUUUAUACGUAUAUUGUUGGCUAUGCCGAUAGGCCAUCUUCCUUAAGUAAGGUUGAUUCAAUGUUUGAGUUAGAUCAGUUAAAAUGCUGAGAAAGUUCUAAAUUCAUGGUUUGUUUAGUUAGGUCCAAAUGUUAGUCUCUUUAGUCUUUUAGACCAUCACUUUGGGCACUUUUGAAAGGUAUUGGAGGGUUGCUGAACAAUCUUUAGUUCUUUACAUAUUCAUUUGCUAAUACUUGAAAAGUUCAAAGGGUCAUGAAGGUUAUGUUUAACAACUGCUCUACUAGCACACCGAAUGUAUUUUUGUCCGGUUUCCGUUUACAGAUCAGAUAUGAAGCAGAGAUGGGAAUAAUGGCAUCAUAGGUGUGACCUCUGGGUAGGAUGGAAGUGCGUGGUGCAUGGACCUCAUCGAUCAUCUCCUAUAUAUUCGAUUUCAGAUCCCCAUUCUCUAACAUUUCAGCAUAAUUAGUCAGUCGCAGUUCAAAUCGAAGAUGAGGCACACUAGAAGCUCUAAGGUUCUUGCAACUUUUGUGCUUAUGUUAGUGAUGACAGGUUUGGUGGUGCAUGGUCAAAGCACUACUUGUACUGUUACAUUCUUUUCAUCACUAAUUCAGCUAAUACCUUGUAGACCAGCAGUGGUUCCUUUUAGCCCCAUCCCACCAAGUGAGGCUUGCUGCACUGCACUUAGAACUUUAGGCCAGUCUUGCCUUUGUGUGCUCGUCAAUGGCCCUCCAAUCUCUGGCGUUGAUCGCAACUUGGCAAUUCAGCUCCCGGAGAAGUGCAAUGCCAACUUUGAACCAUGUAACUGAUCUCUUCUAGCUCCUAUCUCCCACUUUUGUCUCCGGUUCAAUUAUGAAAUAGAAGUUGAGGCAUAGAGCUGGGGAGUAUUAGUUCUGGAAUAAGUCUGUCUUUUAGAGUUAUAGGAAUCCAUCCUUUUGAUUUUGUAACAUCUAGUUGAUAAGAGACUGUCUAUUGAGACUUUGCUUUGAUUAGAGAUCUGUACGCUGUUUUAGUUUGAUUUGUGUUGUAAUAGAUUGCUAGUGUAAUAAUGGAGUAUUUGCAAUGACAUUGAUUUCUCUGUCAUUACUA